AUGGGACCAGGCGGCAUGGGGACUAAUGUCAUCGCCAUCGGACCAGACGGGACAGACGUAAUCGGGAUUGGACAUCGGCAGACUUCGGCUGCGUCAUCUACGGCGUCGGAAGGCAUUCGAUAUAUUCUGCCCGACUCGUGCACGGCCCAGUUGGUCAAGUUGGGUUGCGCUUUGGCCUGGACUGGUUUGGGUCUGACACUAACGACAGCUGGUACUAGUAUUUGUCGCUGGUUAAGUGGUCAUGCCGCGCAAGGACUGUUCGGUAUCCUGGGCGCUGUCCUGCUGGGCUCCAGCAUCAUCCUUGUGGCACUCUUCACGACUCGGCCUUCUGCAUUUUGGCGCAGCAAAAAGAUACGACUCUUCCACAAACUUAUCGCCAUACCACUCAUCACUCCUUCAGUUCUGUAUAUCGUUCAAUUUGCCGUCAUUCUUGCCAAAAUAGACGAAGACAACAGCAUCUGGUGGGACCACUGGGCGGCAGCUAAAGGCCACGACUACAAACUGGUAACCAUCCCUUUCCGAAUCUAG
Messenger RNA from Gregarina niphandrodes, 528 nucleotides. RefSeq names its product putative transmembrane protein. The transcript has 2 exons. The record is from RefSeq and is a predicted model, not a curated record. Bases 1 to 528 code for a protein of 175 amino acids. Lineage: Eukaryota; Apicomplexa; Conoidasida; Eugregarinorida; Gregarinidae.